CAUCAAGUUGAGUGAACAUCGCUGUCAAGCCUCGUAGAAUUCGCAGUCAAUUCUACGACCCGCGAACGGGAACAUCCUUUCCCAUCCCUACUUCUUCUACUACUGCCAAUGAAGCAUACUCCUCCUCCGUACCAGUCAAGGCCCUGUCCAUCGCGUGUCCGCACAGUGAAGCCGCCCUCCUCACCCGAUGGCUUCCGAGUUCCCCAAGCAUCCCUUUCUCCUCUCGGCCCAGGAGGUUGAGCAGGCCCUCGGCACCAGCGUCGACAAGGGCUUGUCCUCGUCCCGGGCUGCCGAGUUGCAGCAAAAGUAUGGCCCCAAUGAACUGGACGUGGGCGGCGGCAUCGCCUGGUACACCAUCUUCAUCCGCCAGCUUUGCAAUGCCAUGAUCCUGGUUCUCUUCUUUGCCAUGGCACUGAGCUUUGGCGUCGCCGACUACAUCGAAGGGGGCGUCCUCGCGGCUGUCAUUGUGCUCAACGUCUCGAUCGGCUUCUACCAAGAGUACGGCGCCGAGAAGAAGAUGGAUGCCCUGCGCGCGCUGUCCUCCCCCAGCGCCAGCGUGCUCCGCGACGGCAAGACGGUUGUCAUUCCCAACGCUGAGGUCGUCCCAGGCGACAUCGUCAACCUCAAGAUGGGCGACACGGUCCCGGCCGACGUGCGGCUCUUUGAAGCCAUGAACCUCAACUGCGACGAGUCCUCGCUGACGGGCGAGGCCAUCCCCGUAGAGAAGCAGACCAACAAUGACAUCCUGGUCCCGGGCAGCGAGAAGGCGGCGACGACCGAGGACGAGGUCGGCAUCGCGGACCGCAUCAACAUGGCCUACGCGACGACCACCGUGCGGAAGGGCCGCGGCCGCGGCAUCGUCGUGGCCACGGGCAUGCAGACCGAAGUGGGCAAGAUCGCCGCGUCGACCAGCAAGAAGCGGCGCAAGGCCGGCCGCUCGAUGAACUGGAAGAAGUACGGCAAGACGCAGCCCAUCAAAGGCGCCGCGCGGCGCACGUACGAUUUCCUGGGCAAGUUCCUGGGCCUGACCGAGGGCACGCCGCUGCAGAUCAAGCUGGCCAAGCUGGCCUACUUCUUGUUCUUCUGCGCUCUGCUGUUGGCCGUCAUCGUGUUUGGCGUCAACAAGUUCGUCAGCCCGCUGCCGAAGGAGGUCGUCAUCUACGCCAUCUCGACGGGCAUUGCCAUCAUCCCCGAGUCGCUGGUUGCUGUCCUGACCAUCUCCAUGGUCGUGGCAACGACCGUUAUGAGGAAGGCAAACGUGGUCGUCCGCGAUCUCUCCGCGCUCGAGGCCCUCGGCGGCGUAACCAACAUCUGCUCCGACAAGACCGGCACGCUCACGCAGGGCGCCAUGAUCGUGAAGAACGUCUGGCUGCCGCCGUCCCGGGUCUACAAGGUGUCCGGCUCGACAGAUCCCAACGACCCCUACAAGGGCACGGUCGGCGAGCAGUCGCAGAUGACGGAGAAGAAGCGCGACUUUGACGAGGAGCGCACGACGCAGGCCAUCAAGUUCGACGGCGUGCCGGACGAGAAGCUCAACCCCAAGCCGCAGCAGGAGCAGAAGAGGAUGGCGCCGCUCACGCCCGAGCUGCGCAUGUUCCUGCUGUCGACCGCGCUGUGCAACCUGGCCACGGUGCGGUACGACGACGGCGAGAACGCGUGGAAGACGACGGGCGAGCCUACCGAGAUCGCGCUGCAGAUCUUCGCCCACCGCUUCGACCGCAACAAGAAGGCCAUGGAAGCCAUGGGCUGGAAGCAGGUCGCCGAGUUCCCCUUCGACAGCUCCAUCAAGCGCAUGUCGGUGGUCUACGACGUCCCGCCGGGCAAUGACACCGAGCUCGAUGCAGACAGCAGCAUCGUCUUCACCAAGGGCGCCGUGGAGCGCAUCCUGGACCUAUGCGCCCACGUCGGUGUCGGCGAAGCACGGGAGCCCAUGACGCCCGAACUGAAAGACAAGAUCCUCUCGCAGAUGACCGAUUUCGCCUCGCUCGGCCAGCGCGUGCUGGCGGUCGCCUACCGCCCCUGGAAUGGCAAGUACGUGCCCGGCCGCAGCGACGCCCUCAGCGCUGCCGCCGAGAAUGAGACGGGCAACAAAGGCGAAGACGCCGCGCGCAGCGCCGUCGAAAAGGACCUCACCUUGCUCGGCCUGGCAGGGAUUUACGACCCGCCGCGGCGCGAGACGUCGCCUUCCAUCUACGAGUGCUCCAAAGCCGGCAUCCGCGUGCACAUGCUGACGGGAGACCACCCGGAGACGGCCAAGGCGAUCGCGAAGGAGGUGGGCAUCAUCCCAACCAACACCGGGGUGCUGCCCAGCGGAACAGCCGAGACGGUCGUGAUGAAGGCGACCGACUUCGACAAGAUGAGCGAGGCCGAGAUCGACGCGCUACCGGAGCUGCCGCUGGUCAUCGCGCGGUGCGCGCCCGAGACCAAGUCGCGCAUGGUGGAAGCACUGCGGCGCAGGAAUGCCUUCAUGGCCAUGACCGGCGACGGGGUCAACGACGCGCCCUCGCUGAGCCGGGCCGACGUGGGCAUCGCAAUGGGCUCUGGUAGUGACGUGGCCAAGUCGGCCGCCAAGAUCGUGCUGACGGACGACAAAUUCAACAGUAUCGUCGCGGCGAUCAAGGAAGGCCGGAGGAUGUUUGAAAACAUUCAGAAGUUUGUCCUGCAUCUUCUGAGUAGCAACGUCGGGGAGGUGAUCUUAUUGAUCGCCGGUCUGGGGUUCCAGGACGACACCGGCUUCUCGGUGUUCCCCAUCUCGCCGCUCGAAAUUCUCUGGAUCAACAUGGUGACUUCGUCCUUCCCGGCCUUUGGCCUGGGUCGAGAGAAGGCUAGCGCCGAGGUGAUGCGGAAGCCGCCGCACGACAAGAGGCGCGGCGUCUUCACCAACCAGAUCCUCGCGGAUAUGAUGGUAUAUGGCCUAUUGAUGGGAACCUGCACUCUCAUGACGUUCGUCAUCGUCGUGUACGGCAUGUACGGGGGCCACCUCGGCCACGACUGCAACCGCGUGUACUCCGAGUCGUGUACGGCUGUCUUCCGCGCCCGCGCAGCUGUGUUUGCCGAGCUGACGUGGCUCAUCCUGCUCAGUGCUUGGGAGUUCAAGGACAUCCGCCGGUCCAUGUUCCGGCUGAACCCCGAUGACACGUCACGCUUCCCGCUGUUCAAGGACUUGUACGAGAACAGGUUCCUCUUCUGGGCUGUCACCAUCGGUCUUGUCAGUGUGUUCCCGACUGUGUAUAUCCCAUACCUCAACCGAGACGUGUUCAAACACACCGCCAUCAGUUGGGAGUGGGGCGUGGUAAUCGGGAUGACUAUCGUGUAUGUGCUGGGCAUCGAGGCGUGGAAGUACACCAAGCGCCGAUUGAAUCUCCUGGACGAUCACAAGGUGGUCCAGGGCACCUGGUCGCAGGGCGAGGAGGGAGCCAAGAGGUUUUACAAGAGCAUGGGCCUCGGCCACAUCAAGAGUUGGCUGAGCUCGGGCCGCACUGAGUCCAGGUCGAGGGCCGGGUCGACCGGUGGCUUGACGCCCGUGACGACGCAACAGAGGACGAAUUCGCUGCCACCUGCGUGAGGCCGGGUCACGACGUAUUCUACCGGGCUGCUGGGUUCUUGACGGUAGCAGACUCGAUGCUUGAGAACCGCUGAUUGGAUUGUGGCUGUGGGCGGGAUCGAUUGAAUCCCAUGUAAGCAGGUGGUGACGGGCAGGGCUGUAACUAGCUAGCUCCAAGGACAGCUUAUUGACUGGAAAUCUGGUCUCGUUGUCCGCUUCAUCUUGAGCUGUGUCGUACCCAACAAAUAUAUAUCUGCUGCUUCGAUCGGAAAACCAUGGCUGCA
Messenger RNA from Chaetomium strumarium, 3828 nucleotides. RefSeq lists its product as uncharacterized. The record is from RefSeq and is a predicted model, not a curated record. Lineage: Eukaryota; Fungi; Ascomycota; Sordariomycetes; Sordariales; Chaetomiaceae. Gene Ontology annotation, biological process: sodium ion transport; potassium ion transport; monoatomic ion transmembrane transport. The transcript has 3 exons. The coding region runs from base 188 to 3565 and encodes 1125 amino acids. Gene Ontology annotation, cellular component: plasma membrane. Gene Ontology annotation, molecular function: P-type sodium transporter activity; ATP binding; P-type potassium transmembrane transporter activity.